AUGGACGCCAAAUCGCGGCCUCAGCACCGCCGCAACCCCAGCUCCAAGUCGGGCAUCCUCAAGUCGCUCGUCUCGUCCAAGUCGAGGCCGGCCUCGCCUGAACACUCUCGCGAAAAUGCACAACAAGUUCGGAGCCAGACAAUGCCCUUGCUCCCGCCAGACCAUCCUCAUACUUCAGCACGAGGUACAGGACUGAAGGAGCGGGCUGGCAACGUCCAGUCUCCUCCAUCCUCACCUUCAAAGAAGAAGGCCACUCUGGGACGGACUGACAAAGAUAUCAAGGCGUCGAAAGUGAAGGAUGGCAAAGAUGGCCCAAAGAAGAGCAAAUCCUCUACCAAUCUUGGAGCUGUCUUCGCCAGGAUGAACCGCUCCAGCAAAGACCUCUCUGCUCAACUCGCCAAAGACAAGGAAAACACCACCCCGCCAGUCUCCGUCAAUCGGCCGCUCGAAACACCCAUCUUCUCUCAGUUUGCCUCCAAAGACGACUCGAACUCCUCACGUCCGGGUAGUCGAGAUAGCAAGUCCUCCCACAACCUGCAGAGCGAGAUCGAUCUCUACACGCCAAAGGUCUACUCGCCCAGCAAGCAACGCAACUUCAAUGGCACUAUCGACGAUCCUGGAAUGAGGCCAACACUCAGCCGAGAUCGCCCACAGAGUGCAUACAACCCUGUCUCGGAUGGCUUCAUGGCAGCGUUGGGAAGGAGAGUAAGUGGAAGACACGCCAGUAUCGAUGACAAGAGACGGUCUGAAGAUGCGGCGAGAAAGCAGGCUUCAGUCACGAAUACCAGAGUUUCGAUGGAGAGAUCGAGGAUACUUGGGCGGAACAGCACAGACCGAAAGACCAGCGGCAGCAGCACAGAACAGGCACCCGCAAAGGAGAAGCUCAAUGUUACCAAGAGAGGUGGGAGAGUCAUGGCCGCGGUGGCUGCCUUCCAGGGUAAGACCAAGGAGACGGCAGCUGAGAAGACCAAGAAAGAAGAGCCACUGGAUCCAAAGGCUGUUGACGCUGCGUUCGAAGCGGUGCUGGUAUCACGCAACAUCCCGGAGCCCAUGAGACAGAAGAUGCGCACCUUGACUUUGACAGUGAAGGCGGAUUUCAUCAAGCAGGACAAGAUGACAGGCAACAGUCCACUCGGAACUUUGACGAGCAACCUGGAGAAGUCGAAGUCGUCGAAUAAAGUUACAGAGGUCGUGCCAGAGAAGAAGGAAGAGGACGACAGCAAGUCGACGAAGCGCUCGCGGACUCGCAGUCGUACCUUUACCUUUUCGAAAAGCGACCGAAAGAAUAAGGGUGACGCUUCGCCAUCGAAGAAGCAGCGCUCACAAAGUAAGAGCCGACCCACCUCUGUAGAGAUCCCCAAAGAGGCGUAUACUGGUUCUCAAUCACAAACGCCUACCACCCCAACCGGCUCAUUUGGACGCAAGAGUGGCGCUCCUGCUCUGCCCACCGACUACAUAACCUAUCUCAAGAAGAACCAGGAUCCCACCAAGAUCGAAGUAGGCCGUCUGCAUAAGCUGCGAAUCCUGCUGCGGAAUGAGACUGUAACAUGGGUCGACGGCUUCAUCUCCCAGGGCGGUAUGGCCGAGAUUGUGGAUCUCCUCAACAAGACCAUGGCGAUUGAGUGGCGAGAGGAUCAUGAGGAUCAAGUGCUUCAUGAAGGACUGCUUUGUCUCAAGGGUCUCUGCACGACUGAGCGUGCGCUGGCAGAGUUGAACCAGGUGGCGGACCACUUGUUCCCAGCAUUGCUGGGGAUGCUGUUUGAUGAUGAGAAGAAAGGCCCGGCCGAGUAUACGACCAGGACUAUCAUCAUCAACGUGCUGUUCAACUUCCUCGCUGCAGCCACAAACUCGUCGCCGAAGGACAUCGAGGAACGAGCACGUAGGAUCCUUCGAUACCUCGGAGAGCCAGUGAAGCCAGAAGAUGCCCAGCCAGUCGACUUCGUCUUGGGAAUGCAUGUACCAAGACCGUACAAGCUCUGGUGUCGUGAAGUUUCCAACGUCACCAAGGAAGUGUUCUGGAUCUUUCUUCAUCAUCUUAACGUCGUCCCCCUUCCAAAGCCGUCGAGCUCGCACAGCAAUUCCUCGCCGGUAGAUGAUGAAGAGCGAGCAAAGACUCUGGCUGCGACUUACACCCAGCGCCAUUUUCCUGGAUCUCGACCACCGGUCCCAGCAGCACCCUACAUCGGCGGAGUGGAGUGGGACGCAACAACAUACCUUACCGCACACCUCGACCUCCUGAACGGGCUAAUCGCCUCUCUUCCCUCACUCUCUGCGCGCAACGACCUCCGUUCUGAGCUCCAAGCCUCUGGCUCUGAGAAAGUCAUGGGCACUGUGCUCCGCACCUGCAAAGAGAAGUUCUACUCGGGCGUGCACGAUGGCUUGCGGGCUUGGGUCGCUGCCGCCGCCGAGGAUGGCUGGGAAACGAGGUUCGUCCGGGAAGGCCCCACGGAUGAGGAGGUCAAGGAGCACGCAAUGAAGGCGAGUCCUAAGAAGAGUCCCAAGAAGAAGAAAGACCUCCCACCUCAGCUUGAUGCCCCAAAACUGGAUGCUCCAAGACUCGACCUGGAUUUGAAGUUGGAGAGGACGAAGAGUAAGCAAGCGGAGGGGGAGGACGAUGGAUGGCUUGGAUGA
Zasmidium cellare ATCC 36951 is the source of this 2631-nucleotide messenger RNA. RefSeq lists its product as uncharacterized. The transcript has 2 exons. NCBI's taxonomy places the organism in Eukaryota, Fungi, Ascomycota, Dothideomycetes, Mycosphaerellales, Mycosphaerellaceae. Gene Ontology annotation, biological process: actin cytoskeleton organization. Gene Ontology annotation, molecular function: small GTPase binding; actin binding. Bases 1 to 2631 code for a protein of 876 amino acids. The record is from RefSeq and is a predicted model, not a curated record.